CGAGGAUGUAAACAAACCUACUUAUAAACUUCCUUUGCUUCUGCUACGCUAAAGAAGUCCUGUUUUUCGUAAUUUUGAUGUAAGCAGUAUGGUAAUCAGAAGGAAAGUUCAGCAGCAGCUACAGGGAAUGUAUAACUUUCCAAAUAGAAUGAGGAAAUGGUUCAAAUGGAAAUAUGGACAAUUUCUCCUGACGCUGAAAGCAAUCUUCUACAACGAAUUCAUGAAUUCGAGUUAUGCGUCAGAGGUUGUGAUGGAGCCAAUGGUGUGGAUAGUGGAUCAUUUCUCCAAAGCACUGGGUCCGAUCUUGGUCGGAGGGGUGAUAACCCUAACAAGUUCGGUGGUGGCCAUCGUGUACAUCAUUGGCCUGCCGUACUAUUGGAACAAAUCGCCUGUGCUGACCAGCUUCCUCAUGGUCCUGGGCCACUGGCUACUGAUCAACGUGGCCUUCCAUUUUUAUAUGGCUGCGAGGACUGACCCAGGAACGCCCCCAAAGGGUAUCCUAAUCAGCGAGGCCGUUAGUGUGUGCAAAAAAUGCAUAGCCCCUAAACCUCCCCGGACUCAUCACUGUUCUGUGUGCAACCGCUGCAUACUCAAGAUGGAUCAUCACUGUCCCUGGCUCAACAACUGUGUGGGCCACUACAAUCACCGCUACUUCUUCAUGUACAUGGUCUACAUGACUCUUGGAACCAUAUUCAUCAUGAGUCUGGGCUUUGAGAUUGCCUACAAGGAGAUCUGGCUCGGGGGGGAGAUGGGUGCGGGACUAAGCCAUGCGCUAGAGUACAUGGAAGGGAAUUUUGACUCGCAUGAAGAGGAGGACCUGGAAGGAUACCCAGCCAAUGUCAAUGGCACGCACAUGAUUCCCAUAUUUGGAGGUACGACUGGGACCCCUGUGCUACUAGAGACUCCUGAGGAAGAGGAAACCAAACAGAAAAAGAAUUAUUGGUAUCGUUUUGCCAUAAUGUAUACAGGAAUGUUAACCACAGGCGUGUUCUUCUCUCUGGGAGGCCUUGCGACGUGGCACGGCAGACUCAUAGCCAAUGGAGAAACCAGCAUUGAGGCGCACAUCAACCGGAAAGAGACAGAACGACUGGCCAAGAUUGAUCAGGUUUACAAAAAUCCCUAUAAUUUUGGUACAACGGAAAACUGGAAAAUAUUCCUCGGAAUGACACAUGGCAGAGGACUGCGUCAUGUGUUGCUGCCUUCUACGCAUCCUCGCCAACGGCACUGGGCUCACGUGGCCUAAUUCCAUAAUAGCCGCUGCAAGUCAUGACAAAGCAGCAUGACAAAUUGUGUGAGCUGGUCAGAACGUUUUGUAAAGGCUUUGUAUAAGGUAGAAUGUAGUGAACACAUAACAUAUACAUUUAUAUAUAUAUAUAUAUAUAUAUAUAUAUAUAUAUAUAUAUAUUAUAUAUAUUGUAUAUAUAUAUUAUAUUUAUAUAUGUAUGUAUAUAUAUGACUGUAAAUUGUAAAUGUGUUCAAAGUAUUUGUGCAACCAAGAAAUUCUUGAUAUUUCGAGCAGUCUUUAGGAUUCCGUUUAAUACUGUUGCCUGUUGGUGCGGCCAGGGCUGGCUCUAGUCAUUUUGGUGCCCUAGACAGGAUUAGGAUUCGGUGCCCUCUCCCCCCAAUCACCACUGCCACAGUCCGCAGGUCCUCUCCUCCAGGUGAUGGUGCCCUAGGUGACUACUUAGAUAGACUAUGCCAAAAGCUGGCUCUGGGUGAGACCUUUAAUGAAUCUGUUUCUCGAUUAAGGGCAUUAGAUAAGUCCAGUUAAUGAACUUGGGAAAUUUUGGAGAUCAGGGUCGACUAUACACUGCAAAUGAUAAUAAUAACUUUAAGCAUUUUAAGUUGUUUUAUGGGCAUUAACAUUUUCAGUGUUUCCCUUUUCUUUACCAACAAUAUCUAUUUAUGUGAUACAUUUAUGCUCUUAUCAUAAGGCUUUAUAUAUGUUCUUUUGUACAAGGCCAGCUCCAUGUUAUACUUUACAGUCCAGUUUUUACAGUGCAAUCAGUGAUUAUGCAAUUAUUAUUUUCUGUGUAUAUGUAACAUUUUAUUUCUAAUGAUAAUUAGAAAUAUUUCUUAAUACUUUGAAAAUUGAAUUGUAAUUUGAUUUUGUAAUGGUUGUGAUUAUUAUUAUUAUUAUUAUUAUUAUUAUUAUUAUUAUUAUUAUUAUUAUUAUUAUUAUUAUUAUUAUUAUUGUUAUUAUUUUUGUUGUU
Penaeus chinensis is the source of this 2213-nucleotide messenger RNA. Its product is annotated as palmitoyltransferase ZDHHC16-like. The coding region runs from base 89 to 1243 and encodes 384 amino acids. The transcript has 10 exons. Gene Ontology annotation, cellular component: Golgi apparatus. The record is from RefSeq and is a predicted model, not a curated record. Gene Ontology annotation, biological process: protein palmitoylation. NCBI's taxonomy places the organism in Eukaryota, Metazoa, Arthropoda, Malacostraca, Decapoda, Penaeidae. Gene Ontology annotation, molecular function: palmitoyltransferase activity.